AUGGCAGUUAUUCUGCAGGAGGUUUCCGACACCGACAUCGCGCGAGGCUGUGAGAUCGAGUCUCUAGCUUUCAAAGAUAACCCUCUCGGCCCCAUCCUAAACCCAGAUCCGUUUCCUCCGGGAGCAUCGCAACAAAGAAUCCAGCAGAUCAUUGAUAUGAGGAAGAACGAACCUACUGUCCAAUUAAUUCAGGCUUUCGAUGAAGAGACUGCUCAAAUGGUAGCAUGGGCGAAGUGGCACGUCUUCGAAACCGCCGAGGCCGCACUCGCUUCGUUCCAACCUCUGCGCCUUGGACAUGGAAUGAAUGCGGAAGCCUGCAAGGUUUUCUUUGAAGGAAUGGCAGAGCGGAGGAAAGCGAUCAUGGGAGAGAAGCCGUACCUGUUCACUUCCGGCGAAGGAACCUUCGAUCCAGACCAGGUAGUAUCGCAAGCCUACCACGACGCAGCUGAUGCGAGUAGAAGCUCUGCUGAUACAUCGCCUUUGCAAAGGAUACCCAGAGACGACGAUGUUAGCCUGAGGACAGAAGCUUUAGACCGUCUGAGAUGGAACGUCCUCGCCUCACCAUCGACAGUCGAAGUCGUCGACCUCAACGAAGCAAGCGAGCUCAACGAAGCAAACGAGCUAUGCUGGAAACUCCUGUUAGCAGAUCCCAAGCAUCCUCUAGCCGAAGACCCAGUAACCUCACCACCAAGUUCCCGCAUCCAUAUCAUGCUAGCCAUGAUCGAUCACUGGGAAUGCUUGGGUAUGAUCGAUGAGAGUCCACCGCCUUUACUCAUUCAUAACACAGACAGACGAGCUAUCACUGUUGAGCAAUUUGUCACAGAAGUUUCAGCAUAUGCGAAAAGCUUGCGAGAGUUCAUUGACGAGAUUGAGAACGUGAGUUCGGCGGCGGAGAAGGAGAGCCGUUGUCUUUACUAUGAUUCAGCUGAUGGAUUGGAGAGCCUGGAUAGUGGUGGCAUGGAAGAUGUCUUUCCUCUUCACUUCAUGUCCAGCCGGUCAAAUUCAGCGGAAGAGUUCAGGAGAGAAUGGAUGAAAAGAGAAACGCUGUUCAAAGAACACAUGUCUUGCAACCCUACAAAUGGAAUCCACAUCGCGCCAGGGUCGAUAGAUUUCGCCGAGGCAAGUAGGAACUUCCGCCUCCUUCCUGAAGAGGUUCCUCGUGAGGAGGAGAGCCUCUUGCACACGAGUGCUUUAGACCGCCUACGUUGGGACCUACUCGCCCCACCAUCUACCGUUCUAAUCAUCGACUCCAAUGAAGAGGGCGAGCCGAGCUGGCGGCCGAUGCUGGUGGAUCUAAAACACCCUCUAGCUGAUGAAGCUGUUACCGAAGUACCGCGUUCACGAAUGUGUGUAGCAUUUGACAUGGUCGAAGCUUGGGAGUGCUGGGAGAGGUACGAUGACAAUCCACCCCCACCGCCUCUUCUCAUCGAGAAUUCCGAUGGGAAGGCCAUCACUAUCGAGCAGUUCAUCGUCAAGGUCUCCCAAUACGCUCAGAGCUUGCGGGAGACGAUUUUCGAAUGUGAGGGUCGCGCUCUGUCGGGGUCCGAGGGCGCGUGUCUUUGGUUCGAUGCGGCAUUUGGACCGAAACGGAAGGAUGCCGAAGAUCCAGAUAUCUUGUUCCUCGUCGGAUUCACGUCCAAUUUCUGGUUCUCAAGCAGCCAAAUUGAGGCGGACCAUGUUCGGAAGGAGAAGAAAUUUUUCGAACGAUCAAGGUAG
This is a messenger RNA of Alternaria triticimaculans, 1716 nucleotides long. RefSeq lists its product as uncharacterized. The record is from RefSeq and is a predicted model, not a curated record. NCBI's taxonomy places the organism in Eukaryota, Fungi, Ascomycota, Dothideomycetes, Pleosporales, Pleosporaceae. Bases 1 to 1716 code for a protein of 571 amino acids. The transcript is spliced from 2 exons.